Molecule: messenger RNA, 498 nt
Organism: Cryptomeria japonica (Japanese cedar)
Lineage: Eukaryota; Viridiplantae; Streptophyta; Pinopsida; Cupressales; Cupressaceae
Exons: 1
Coding region: 1-498 (165 amino acids)
Source: RefSeq, a predicted model, not a curated record
AUGGAGCAAUUAGAUAACUGUGCAAACUGCAAGGGCAACGGUGAAGACCCAAAACCCUGCUGUUCGUCACCCUCGAAUAAGGCUGUUUUCUCACAACAGCUAGAUGACUGUCCGAAUUGUGAAAGCAAUGGUAGAGACCCAAGACCCUGCUGCCACCGCUCCAACAAGGUUGCUGGCAAAACCAAUAAUGUUCUUGCAGGCAUGGAGCAGUUAGCUGACUGUGCAAACUGCAAGGGUAACGGUGAAGACCCAAGACCCUGCUGUUCGUCACCCUCGAAUAAGGCUGUUUUCUCACAACAGCUAGAUGACUGUCCGAAUUGUCAAAGCAAUGGUAAGGACCCAAGACCGUGCUGCCACCCCUCCAAUAAGGUUGCUGGGAAAACCAAUAAUGUUCUUGCAGGCAUGGAGCAGUUAGCAGGCUGUGCGAACUGUGAGGGCAAUGGUGAAGACCCCAGACCCUGCUGCCACGCCUCCAACAAGGCUAUUUUCUCCGGAUAA